CAAAUUUCCCACCGAAGAAGUUGUUGUCAUUCUUGUGUGUGUCGUUGGCCAAAAUCGUUCGAGAAGCAGGAAAAAGUUGGAAUUUCUGCACUUUAUCGGCCACCGUCGGUACCCCAAUCGGUGCGUGCUUCUUCCGGUGGCGUUCGUGGAACUUUUCCACGCGGUUCCGUCGUUUCGUGCGUCCGUUUGUUGCCCGUUCCGUCGGAGAUUGACCGUUCCGGUGUCGAUUCCGGUCCCGGAGAGCGCGAUUCCGGCUGUUCCCGGUAGGAAAUCUGCCAACAGCUAAAAAUCCACCCAAAGCCAGAAGGAAAUCAGAAAUAAAAAAAUCCAAGAUGGUGAAAAGGAAAACGCAACCGCUGAUCGAUUCCGAGAGCAGCAGCGAUUCCGAGUCGGGGUCCGAUCUGGAUUCGGAGCUGCUCUCGCUGGCCAAAAAGAAGAAGACAACCCGGCUGGCGUCCAAUUCGCCGGGUGGCGCCGGCGGUGCCGACUCGGGCUCCGAUUCGGACUCCGGCUCGGGGUCCGACUCCGACGGUGAACCCGCCGAGGCAAAGGCCGCCCCAGCGGCACCUGCCCAGCGCAAGAAGCGCGGUGCCAAGGCUGCUUCGUCGUCGGAGGAGUCGGAGGAAUCUGAAUCCGAAGAGGAGGAGGAAGAAGAGGAGGAAUCCGAAGGGGAGCAGAAGAAACCUGCUGCGGUGACAGCGGCGGCGGCGGCGCCGGCGACCGGGGUGAAGCGCAAGCAGGACGAUGAGGAGGGGGACAAGUCGGAGCCGGAAGAGGGUCAGGUUUCGUCGGAGGGGGAGUCGGGUUCGGGGAGUGAGGAUGAUGAGAGUGGCAGCGAAAGCAGCAGCGACGAUUCCGAGUUUGACGAUGGGUACGACGAGAAUCUGAUGGGGGAUGAGGAGGAUCGGGCCCGGUUGAACGGGCUGUCCGAGAAGGAGCGAGAGACGGAGAUCUUCAAGCGUAUCGAGCGGCGUGAUGUGAUGAAGACGCGGUGGGAGAUCGAACGGAAGUUGAAGCUGGCCAAGAAGGCGGAACGGGCAAAGGACAAGGAAUCGCAGCCGCCGCGGAAAAAGAAGAAGAAGACCAAGAAGGUGAAGCAGCAGCAGCAGGCAAAGGCACAGCAACAGAAAGAACAGAAGGAACAGCUAGAGAAGAAGAAAGCGAAGGCUCCCUCGCCGGAACCGGAAGAGGAAUCUCCGGCACCGUCCGGUGCUGCCCAGCGUCAGGACGAGCACGAGGACGCUUCCGAGGGUGAGGUUGAUAAUGAGAGUGUACUUUCUUCGUCGCCGGAAAAGUCCGGUAAGGAUGCGGAAUCGGGCGGUACGUCGGACUACUUUGAUCCGAAGGAGCGGUCCAAGGAGCGCAAGAAGAACGUCGAAGCGAACCGAACGGAUGAUAAACGAAGCAAUGCCAUGGCCAUGCUGAAGGCCAAGCGUGAGGGCAAAGCGAAACGAGAGGAAGAGGAAGCCAAGCGGGAGGCGCAACGCAAGGCUGAAGCGGAAGAUCGGGACGAGCUGGAGGACGUGCCCGGGGGUAGCAAGUCUUCGCAGAAGCUCAAAGCUUCCGACAUUUACUCGGACGAUUCGGGUAGCGAUUCGGACGAGGGUGAGAAGAAAACCGGUACAGCACGCUCACGGUCCGGCUCGGCAAGCGGAAGCGGAUCGGGCAGUGACAGUCGAUCUUCUUCGGACAGCGAAACCGAGGGCAGCGAUGCGAAGGAAAAGAAGAGCAGCUCCGGGUCGGGUUCCAGCAAAAAGGUGGUCGCAAUCAGCACCCGGGACGAGCUGAACAAGCUGCGACUGUCGCGACACAAGAUCGAACGGUUCAUUGCGCUGCCCAUGUUCGACACGAUCGUGCUCAACUGCUUCGUGCGCAUCAACAUCGGCAACAACAACGGACGGCCCGUCUACCGGGUAGCGGAGAUCGUCGGUGUCGUGGAAACCGCCAAAAUCUACCAGUUUGGCCGGGGUCGCACCAACAAGGGCUUCAAGCUGAAGCACGGCAGCCAGGAGCGCGUCUUCCGGCUGGAGUUCAUCUCUAACCAGGACUUUACCGACAGCGAGUACCAGAAGUGGCUCAGCGUGUGCGAAGCCACAGGGACGCCGAUGCCGUGCGUGGACAUCAUCGACAGGAAGGCGAGCGAAAUCAAGGAAGCCAUCCAGUACGAGUUCAAGGACGCCGACAUCGACAAGAUCAUCGAGGAGAAGAACCGCUUCCGGGCGCACCCGACCAACUACGCCAUGAAGAAGACGCUGCUCAUGAAGGAACGCGACGCGGCCCAGCUGCGCGGCGAGGACGACCUGGCCCGCGAUCUCAACACGCAAAUCCAGGAGCUCGAGGAGCGCGCCUCCCACCUGGACAAGCGGCGCAGUAGCAGUAUUAGCUUGAUUUCGUACAUUAACGAUCGGAACCGCAAGCGCAACGUCGAGGACGCCGAGAAGGCCAUCAUGGAGGAGAUCCGGGCGACGCGCGGCAUCAAGAUCGAGGAUCCGUUUACGCGCCGCCAGACGCAGCCGCGCAUGUCGUUCAAGGCGAACGAGAAGCGGGACGAGCCGGAGGCGAUGCAGAUGCCCGCGCCACCGCCGCCCGGCCAGAAGAAGAAACCGGACGAGAAGCGGGCCUCGUCCAGCGCGGACAACAACCUGUACUCGCUGCAUGAUUUCGAGAUCGAUCUGGACGUGCCGCUGCCGAUCAGCGCCGUGAAUGUUCUUCCGAAGCCGGUGGAGAAACCGGUCAAAGAGUCCGGUCCGAAGCGCUCGCUCAACCUGGAAGACUACAAAAAGAAGCGGGGCUUGAUCUAGAGGCGCACGUAUCGGCUACUACUACUAACCACUAUUGGCUACCAUCUACGAUGACUAAUUUAGACACGCCAAGCUGGCUGGAGAGUAGCAAUAGGACGUAAGUGCUGUAAAACUACUACUACUACUACAACUACACAAAUAUAAUUGUGGAAAAAUCAAUUGCAACACGAAAUCACAAAAAAAAAACACACACACACACAUCAACAACAACAAACUAUUAACAUGGUCACAACUCAGGCGGGUAACGAACAAAACAAAACAAGAAGAGGAAAAAAAAACACGAACGGCUUAAGUUUUCUCCGGGUCCGGUUCCGGUGAAAUCGGACAGUGGUUAUCAUUUUCGUACUCAACCACACCACACCCAAAUGAAAACCACUAAUCAUACGACACGGCACGAAAGAGUUUGUAAAAUGGCAUCGGUUACUUCCGCUUUGGUGGCGCCCCCCGUAGGAAAAGGAUUGUGCGAGCGAAGCAGAUGGAAAAUUAAGCAACCCCCAACUAGCGUGUACACAUACUUUAAUAAUUAUUAGCUUAGACUGUCUUCUGUAGUUUAAUUUAUUUUACCAUCCUUUUUUUUAAAGAUAUCGAUGAUUACAGUUGUGUAGGAUAAUCUCACGAUGAUUAUAAAGAAGAAGAAAAAACUGCAAAUAAAAUAUUGUAUUGCGCAUUCUGAUGAUGUAAGGUUUAGCAGCAAGCGUUAAGAAGAAAAAAAUAAAUAACAAAUUGAAUUGUUAUGAUUCAGGUAGAA
Molecule: messenger RNA, 3549 nt
Organism: Culex pipiens pallens (northern house mosquito)
Lineage: Eukaryota; Metazoa; Arthropoda; Insecta; Diptera; Culicidae
Gene: Rtf1
Product: RNA polymerase-associated protein Rtf1
Exons: 5
Coding region: 333-2801 (822 amino acids)
Cellular component (GO): Cdc73/Paf1 complex
Molecular function (GO): RNA polymerase II C-terminal domain phosphoserine binding; DNA binding
Source: RefSeq, a predicted model, not a curated record